AUGGCAUCAAGCCAGAACCUAAAAGAUCUUCAAUGGGUUCUGCACGUGAUGAAAUCCGGCAGUCUCGACCUGCACAACGUCUCCUUCUUCCUAUCCCAACCAAGUUCGGGUUGUCACCAAGAAACAGAAAAUUCCCUGAAUGUAAACAUUUCAGAAGAUGGCCUUCAGCACUUCUCUCAGCUUCUUAAAGUUUUAGGAACAGCCGAUGGCAGCCGGUCUUCAUUGAAGAACUUGGAGUUCCACCAGGUCGAAUGGGAGCUUCAACAAGUAAAAGAUCUCCGGUUGCUGCUUGAAAACAGCUUGAGAAUCAAGCAAUUAGUGUUUCAAAGAAACAAGUUUGAUACAGUGUGUUUAUCAGAGUUAACAGAUACUUUGAGGAUGAAUAAAUGCAUUAAAGAAAUCAUACUAUCUGAAUCAGGAAUUGGUUCGGAUGGAGCUGAACUCAUUUCUUCAGCUCUUAAGGAAAAUGGUAGCUUAGAAGAGUUGCAAAUAUGGGAAGACUCAAUUGGGUCGAAGGGGGCAGAAGAACUAUCUAAAAUGAUUGAAGCAAACUCAACUUUGAAAAUGUUGACGAUUUUCGACUCCAAAUCAAUUACUGCAACACCUUUAAUUUCAGCUGUUUUGGCGAGGAAUCGAUCUAUGGAGGUUCAUGUCUGGAGUGUAGAUCACAACAAGAGAAGUUCCAAGGUGGUUGAAUUCGUACCUGAGAAUAACACACUUAGGAUAUACCAUAUUGAUAUUUCAGGAGCUUGCCGAGUUGUUUGUGCCUUGGGGUGGAAUACAACUGUAAGGUCCCUUGACAUGACCGGAGUCAAGCUGAAGUCGCGCUGGGCAAAGGAAUUUCGUUGGGUACUCGAACAGAACCGAAGUCUUAAAGAGGUGAAUUUGGCUAAAACUUGCCUAAAAGACAAAGGAGUUGUUUAUGUUGCAGCAGGACUGUUUAAGAAUCAGAGUUUGCAGAGCUUGUACCUUGAUGGAAACUUGUUUGGAGGAACAGGCGUAGAACAUUUACUCUGCCCUUUGAGCAGGUUCUCAGCACUGCAAAAUCAAGCAAAUGUGACUUUGAAGUCGGUAACUUUUGGGGGACGGAAAACCAAGAUAGGCAGGGACGGGCUAGCAGCGAUUCUACAGAUGCUGACUUCCAAUCAGAGUGUAACUCGCUUCGGAAUAUAUGAUGAUGAGAGUUUGAAUGCAGACGAUAUGGUGAAAAUCUUCAAGAGCUUGGAGAGGAAUGCCACUUUAAGAUGCUUGUCUUUACAAGGUUGCAAAGGCGUGAAGGGUGAGGCCGUGCUGCAAAGUAUAAUUGAGACAUUAAAUGUCAAUCCUUGGAUCGAAGAUAUUGAUCUUGCUCGAACGCCACUGCAGAUUGCUGGGAAGGCAGAAGGAAUAUAUCAGAGACUGGGCCAGAAAGAGAGGACAGAACCAGAACCAGAUAUUGAUUUGCUCAAGGACAUGACAAUGACAGUGCCCAAGACCUGCCGAGUCUUUCUAUGUGGUCAAGAAUUUUCUGGUAAAACUACACUAUGCAAUUCCAUAUCCCAGAACUUUUCACCUUCGAAACUGCCAUACGUGAAUCAAGUAAGAACUCUGGUGAACCCUGUUGAGCAAGCUGUCAGAGCAGUGGGAAUGAAAAUAAAGACUUUUAAAGACGAAGACACAAAGAUCUCGAUAUGGAAUCUUGCCGGGCAGCAAGAGUUCUAUUCACUGCAUGAUAUCAUGUUUCCAGGGCAUGGCAGUGCAUCCUUCUUCCUAAUCGUAUCCAGUUUAUAUAGGAAGCCGAACAAUAGAGAACCGAAGACACCCAAAGAGAUAGAAGAAGAUCUCAAGUACUGGCUCAGGUUUAUUGUUUCCAACUCAGGACGAGCAGUGCAGCAAUGUAUGCUGCCUAAUGUCACUAUGGUGCUCACACACUAUGACAAGAUCAACCAACCAUCUGAUAACUUACAAGCUACUGUAAGUUCAAUUGAAAGAGUAAGGGAGCAAUUUCAAGGUUUUGUUGAAUUCUAUCCAACUGUAUUUACUGUUGAUGCAAGAUCAACUGCAUCUGUGAGUAAACUCAGUCAUCAUCUCCGGAAGACAAGCAAAACGGUUCUUGAAAGAGUUCCGCGAGUUUAUCAGCUUUGCAAUGAUCUCGUAAAAAUUUUAUUGGACUGGAGACUAGAAAACCGCAACAAGCCAGCAAUGAAGUGGAAGGAGUUUGGGGAGCUAUGCCAAGUGAAGAUCCCAUCCCUAAGAAUUCGCUCGAGACACGAUAAUAAGGAGAAGGUGGAGAUGAGGAGAAGGGCAGUUGCCACCUGUCUUCAUCAUAUAGGUGAGGUGAUUUAUUUUGAUGAAUUGGGGUUCUUAAUCUUGGAUUGCGAGUGGUUUUGUGGAGAAGUACUUGGUCUGCUAACAAGAAUAGAUGUCAAAAGACAAAGUUCAACUGAAAAAAGUGGAUUCAUAAGCAGAAAAGAGUUAGAGAAGAGUAUAGCUGGAAGUUUGCACAAUCACAUUCCUGGAAUGGGGUCAAAUGUUUUCGAGAACCUGGAUGCCAGCGAUCUUGUAAAAAUGAUGUUGAAACUGGAACUCUGUUAUGAACAAGAUUCAUCCGACCCCAAUUCACCUCUACUAAUCACCUCCAAUCUAGAAGAAGGCAGGUGGAAACCUCAGAGGUGGCAGGUGAACACUUCUGAUUGCAUUUACAUAGGGAGACAUCUUCACUUGGAUGAUUCGAGCCACAUGUUUCUCACGCCAGGCUUCUUUCCCCGCUUACAGGUACACUUACACAACAAAAUCAUGGGGUUAAAGAAUCAACAUGGAGCAUCGUACAGCCUUGAGAAGUAUCUGAUCUCUAUAAGCAUAAACGGCAUCUACAUACGCGUGGAGCUUGGUGGACAACUGGGUUAUUACAUUGACGUACUUGCAUGCUCGACCAAAAACCUAACGGAAACACUUAGACUCUUCCAGCAGCUCAUAAUACCAGCAAUCCAGAGCCUCUGUCAUGGGAUUACUCUGAUUGAAAACGUUCUUCGUCCAGAAUGUGUUAAAAAUCUAACACCCCCCAGAUACAGGAAAAAUCAAUAUGUUCCACUGCAGCAAUUGAAACAGGCGCUGCUCUCAGUUCCUGCAGACAGCAUGUAUGAUUAUCAGCACACUUGGGAACCAUUGAUGGAUUCUGGCAGCCCUGUUCCAGGAUCUGAUUUUGAUUUUGCUAGGAAUUUGCUAUCAGAUGAUGACUUCCGAGAAGUACUUCACCGUAGGUACCAUGACCUACAUAACCUUGCUGUAGAACUUCAAGUUCCAUUGGAAAUCGAUCCAGAGCAGCCUUCAACUGGCAGUGAAGAAAUAGAUGGUUCGAUUGAGCCAACAUUUGCUGGGAUAGCCAAGGGUGUCGAAACAGUUCUGCAGAGACUAAAGAUCAUUGAACAAGAAAUCAGAGAUAUAAAGCAGGAAAUUCAAGGUCUGAGAUAUUACGAACACAGGCUUUUGAUUGAACUUCAUAACAAAGUGAACUACCUUGUGAACUUCAAAGUUCAACUUGAAGAAAGAAAAGUACCAAAUAUGUUCUAUUUUGUCAGAACUGAGAACUACUCAAGGAGAGUAGUCACCACCAUGAUUUCAGGCAUGACUGCACUCCGGCUGCAUGUUUUAUGUGAAUUUCGACGGGAAAUGCACGUGGUUGAAGAUCAGGUUGGUUGUGAACUAAUGCAAGUGGACAACGUCACAGUGAAAUGCCUUGCUCCAUAUAUGAAAAAGUUCAUGACACUUUUAACAUUUGCCCUGAAGAUUGGAGCCCAUUUAGCAGCAGGGAUGGGAGAAAUGAUACCUGAUCUUGGAAGGGAGGUGGCACAUCUGGUUGAAUCUCCCACUCUUUACGGGGCAGCCGGUGCAGCAGCUGCUGGAGCUGUGGGGGUUGCUGCAUUAGGAAACAGGAACAGAAGCAAGGGCUCAAGGGACAUUCAACAAGAUCUUAAAGCGGCUCAGCAAUGGAUGGUGGACUUUUUAAGAGAUCGGAGGUGUUCAACUGGAAAAGAUAUUUCGGAGAAGUUUGGACUGUGGCGAGUCAGAUACAGGGAUGAUGGCCAGAUUGCAUGGGUUUGCAGGAGGCAUAUGUACACAAGAGAAAAUGAAAUUAUUGAAGUACCGAUCUAA
Fraxinus pennsylvanica is the source of this 4131-nucleotide messenger RNA. NCBI's taxonomy places the organism in Eukaryota, Viridiplantae, Streptophyta, Magnoliopsida, Lamiales, Oleaceae. The record is from the annotation of a GenBank genome assembly.